AUGUUCAUUGGUGGUUUGAACUGGGAAACUACCGACCAAUCUCUUCGUGACUACUUUUCCUCCUUCGGUGAGGUCCAGGAAUGCACCGUUAUGCGUGACAGCGCUACUGGUCGAUCUCGUGGCUUCGGUUUCUUGACUUUCCGUGACCCGAAGACUGUCAAUACUGUCAUGGUUAAGGAGCAUUACCUGGAUGGAAAAAUUAUUGACCCCAAGCGUGCAAUCCCUCGGGACGAGCAGGAGAAGACUUCUAAAAUCUUUGUUGGUGGUGUUAGCCAGGAGGCAACUGAGCAGGACUUUAAGAACUACUUUACGCAGUUUGGUCGUGUUGUGGAUGCUACCCUCAUGAUUGACAAAGACACCGGGCGUCCCCGCGGAUUUGGCUUUGUGACCUUCGACAGCGAGGCUGCCGUUGAGAAAACCCUCUCUCGUCCUCUUGAAAUCCUAGGAAAGCCAAUUGAGGUCAAGAAGGCACUGCCUCGUGGUAAUUUGCGUGAGAACAAUGAUCAACGUGGUGGCCAGCGCAAUGGAGGAUAUCGUGAUCAAAAUCACAACGACGGAGGCCAGCAGCAAGCGCCUCAGCAGGGACAGGGUAGCACCAUGACCCCCCAGAUGAUGGCUCAGUACUGGCAACGCAUGCAGCAGUACUUUACCAUGAUGCAGCAGUCGAUGUCCCAGGGCCAAGGAAUGCCUGGAAUGAACAUGAACCCGGCUAUGAUGAAUCCCGCUAUGCUUCAGCAAAUGCAGCAGAUGCAGAUGCGUCAGCAGCAACAGCAGAUGGGUAACCAGCAGGGUGCUAUGAGCCCCGGUCCCCAGAGCCCCGGUUCUCAGCAGUCGAUGCCUAACAUGAUGAACCCCGCCAUGAUGCAGCCCAACCAGGCCAACAGCGCCACAGGUGGCCCCGGAAGUGACACCGCCAGCCCGGGUCCCAACGCCGCCGCUAUGGCCGCCAACCGACAGCCAGGACCAGGUUACAAUGCGCACGAGCAGCUUGCCUUCGAACAGCAGAAAUAUGAGCAACAGCAGCGAUCAACAGACCCCCGUGGAUUCUCGCCUUACCAGCAACAGGGAGGCCCGACUUCGUGGGAAGGCAUGUACGACGAGGUUCCCCAGCCUCAUAACUCAGGUGGACCAGCAGGAUCUACUCCUCAGCCUCAAAGCACAGCUCCUGCUAACGCCCCUACCGGACCCCGCAAUGCCGGCAAGCCGGGUGCGAACUAUCGUGGCGGCGGCCGAGGUGGACACCGUGGUUACCACCCCUACCAGCGCUAA
Penicillium soppii is the source of this 1269-nucleotide messenger RNA. RefSeq lists its product as uncharacterized. The coding region runs from base 1 to 1269 and encodes 422 amino acids. The transcript has 4 exons. NCBI's taxonomy places the organism in Eukaryota, Fungi, Ascomycota, Eurotiomycetes, Eurotiales, Aspergillaceae. Gene Ontology annotation, molecular function: RNA binding. The record is from RefSeq and is a predicted model, not a curated record.